Molecule: messenger RNA, 1105 nt
Organism: Coregonus sp. 'balchen'
Lineage: Eukaryota; Metazoa; Chordata; Actinopteri; Salmoniformes; Salmonidae
Source: the annotation of a GenBank genome assembly
AUGAGAAAUCCAAGAUUCUGCGUGUUCAGCUGGAGGUCAACCAGGUCAAGGGUGAAGUCAACAGAAAGCUUGCAGAGAAGGAUUAGGAGGAACAGCCAGAGGGUGAUUGACACCAUGCAGAGCAAUCUGGACUCUGAGAUCAGGAGCAGAAAUGAUGCCCUGAGAGUCAAGAAGAAGGUGGAGGGAGAUCUCAAUGAGAUGGAGAUCCAGCUAAGCCAUGCCAACCGACAAGCUGCUUAAAGUUGAACUAUGCAGAAAUCGCUCUGCCAUUUCCUGGUUGCUAAAACGCUAAUAGUUCGCCUAAUUUCAGUUUAUGUGACAAAAUAAACUAGUAUAGUGUAGAGAAUCAUUUUACCAUCUAAACUGCUGUGAAAUAUAUUUUCCAUAACCCAAAAUAUUGUUGUUUCAGCUGUUUGAAGUUGGUGUACAAAACCGAAAGUAAAAGUAAUGGGAAGCAUAGAAAUAGCGCACAUAGAACAGAUAUACCGCUUCGUAGAUUUGCUUUCAAGUAGAAUGAUAGAUCUAUAACUCACAUUUCUAUGUGCAUUUGGUCGGGUCGCCCAAAAAGUUACAUAUUGCCACUUUAAGCUUCAUUUUUUUUUGUCAAAAUUUGUUUACGAAGUCAAUAACUUAAUGACUUCCCACGUUUGCUAAAUAGUCUAUAACCUAUUUAUUAUUAGGAUGCCCAACUGCACCUUGAUGAUGCAAUCAGAGGACAGGAUAACAUGAAGGAACAGACAGCCAUGGUGGAGCGCAGGAACAACUUGAUGUUGGCUGAGAUUGAGGAGCUGAGGGCUGCUCUGGACCAGACAGAGAGAGGCCGCAAAGUGGCUGAGCAGGAGCUGGUGGAUGCCAGUGAACGUGUUGGACUGCUGCACUCUCAGGAAGAGUCAUUUUGUUCAUACCGUUUGUUGACGUUUGUCCUAAUUUUUAUGAACACAGGAACUUAUUCUUUACAUGAUUUGUGUAGAACACAUGCCUACUGAGCACCAAGAAGAAGCUUGAGGCUGACUUGGUUCAGAUACAAGGUGAAGUGGAAGACACUGUUCAGGAAGUCAGAAAUGCAGAGAAGGCAAACAAGGUCAUCACUGAUAUGAGUCAAAUA